AUGAGCGAGAUACUGGUGGUGACCUGCCCAGGUGGCAGACAAUGCUCCUUCCUAUUCCCUCUUCUUUACAACAAAUCCAAAUUCAAACUCCAUCUGGUAGCCCACAUUGUAGAAUCUACCUCUCGAAUCCAAGAAACCUACCCAGAUACAUACGAUAUAUCCUCACUCGAAGAUUGUUGCACGCUUCUCAACAAUGCAACAUCAGUCUGCCAUGUAGGCCCUUCCCUUCACUUUCGUGAAAUGUAA
Molecule: messenger RNA, 246 nt
Organism: Penicillium soppii
Lineage: Eukaryota; Fungi; Ascomycota; Eurotiomycetes; Eurotiales; Aspergillaceae
Exons: 2
Coding region: 1-246 (81 amino acids)
Source: RefSeq, a predicted model, not a curated record